UGUCAUAAAAGCGUGUUUAAAAAAAAGUUUUUUUCAAACAUUACUUAUUGAUAUCAUUCCGGCAAAAAGGUCCCCAUUUAUAUAACCCCAAAGGGUAAUGAAUCGAAUCGCUAAUUCCACCACACACGAUAUCGAUUCCGGAAUCGAUGACCCCGGAAGUGCGCCAAGCACGUGCGCGUGUUGUGUUCGCGCGCCUCUCCACCAUCGCCAUGGUUUACGCCGUCCUCAUUCACACCGUGAGCUCCGCGGGCCCCUGCCGCGUCCUCUACUCGCAGGUGUUCGCCGCCGAGAAGCUCCAGGACGACGGCUGCGAGGGCGAACGGCUGCGUCUUCUCCGCAAGGAACGGAUGGCGGCGGUGGCGAGGCAGGUGCAGGCGGCGUUCCAGCCCUGCAGCGCCUCGGCACAGCCGACAGCGGCGGUGGCGUUCCCGGGUGCCGAGCCAACCGCCGCGCAGGAGGCGGCGGUGUCGGCGUCGCUCGAAGUCGGUGCCCUGCGCCUGCCGGCGGGCGACCCCUGCGACUCGGAGCUCACGGCGCUGUGGCUGCCGUUGCCUGGCGGCGGCGGCGGCGGCGGUGCCGGCGCCGCGGCGGCGUCGCCGCCGCCACCGGCGGCGGUGGCUGCGUCGGCGCUCGCCUUGACGCUGCUGUGUGAGGAGCACGACAACACGACGCUGGCCGAGUCGACGCUGCGCCACGUGCGCCGCGCCCUGCUCGAGCGCCUGCUGCCCCCCGUGGCGCCGGCGGCGGCGCUGGGCUGCGAGGCGCUGCUGCAAGCGGACCGCGUGGACGCGGUGCUGGCCGCGCUGCUGCCCUUUGGACAGCUGCUCUUCCUCAAUCACCAGUUUGUGCAGAGCGUGGAGAGGGAGCUGAGCGCCUACGUGAACGUAAAGUGACGCGGGCGGUGGUGGCCCUGACACUGAUGUCUUAUUGGCGAAAGCGCCUCCCUCCCCCCCCCCCUGCUGUCCAGACCACCGUUCGGCACGCGUCCGGGUUGUUGUCGGGACCGUAGCACCGAGUGAGAACGUGAGCGUGCGAUUCCAGUUCCUGAAGAAGUUGCUGAAACGAUUCAUCGUUGCCUGUUUUACUCGGGAGUGUCGGAGCCAUGUCGCGUCGAAAGGUUGUCGGGUCGUUCUAUCAAUGAAGCUGUUGACGCAUCGUUUUUUUUCCACCCCCGUGAUUGACUGUGACAACGAAAAGACAUUCUUCCGUAAUUGCCGUGAAAAUUAAAUAUUUAUUUUUUUUUGUCGCAUAGCGAUCCAUAUGUAUGAUAUUUCCUGUGGAUUUAUGUUGCUUGCAGGGUGUGGGUGUGCGUUUGCAGUGGAUAUUUUGCCCCAUUAAUCACUUACAGCGCCCUCAGUGUUGGCACGGCUGGGCAGCUUUGCUAAUGUCAGGGUUGUUUUAUUUCGAAAUGGGAAGGGUUGCACACCCUCAUUAAUUGUGACUACUUGUGAAAAAUACCUUUUGAUUGAAGUAUCAUUGACUGGGUAACUGUUGAGUAAUGUUUUUUUUGUUUUACGUUGUAUAUGAUCCAAAUUAUAUUCCAGUUGUUGCUGUCAGCAUCAUUUUACGAGCUCAAGAAGAUCCCAUUUGUCGCUCUGCGGCUAGAAGUGCAUCGCUCUUGUGUCAGUGAAUGACCGUGGGAGAUGACGUCACAGACUUAACUUGUGCAGUCACUUCAGAAGGCUUCCAUGCAUACGCCAGGGGCACACAUUUUUAUAUGACCUGGAAAAAGUGUUUAUCCCAUGCCGGUCAAGUCAAUGCAAUGCCCAAUAGCUGGAUUAUUUUUUUUUUCCAAAAUAAGUAACAAAUCAUAUUUAAUAACGAUGGGUUGGUUGUGUCAAGCCGUUGGUGCCAGGGCUGAGAACCCCAUCAACUCGCUACACUUGAGGACCCGGUUUAAUCACAGGCAGCGGCCGAAUCCUAGACGAAUCCGGGUUCUUAGCAAUACCGGCUCAAGUGCCCUGAACCCCCGAGUCACCCGGCCACUUAAAUUUGAGCUCCGUUCAACACAAUUUGCAGUUCGUAAGUAAACCUUCGAAGGAUGCACACGCGAUAAUGUGUUCGUAUUUACAUGUACGAAUAAGGGGGCACGUGUCGUGUUCGCAUUAAUUGCACGGGUAACUCGUUACCCAAGGUUAUAAAAAAUAUAUAUUUUUUUACACUCGAGACAUGUAUAUGUACGUAUGUUGAACCUAUUCCGCACCGUACGUAGCCAACCAUGCAAUCGAGAGGUGCGGCGGGGGGGGGGGGGGGAACAAGAUGACGAAACGCGAUAUGCCGAGAAGAUCAUUGGGUGACGGCAACGCAAACAUUGAAAACGAAUCCCACCGCUGACAUUUUAGUGGUGGUGGUGGGGGGCAUUUUACAGUCGGUCGCGGUUCACGAGCGUUCCGACGGCACAUCACAGGCGACGACCGCCGCCGAUGGUUCCUCUGCGCCCUCCGCCUAAUAUUUUUUUUCAUGGCCGAAGUGGAACGAUUGGAGCGAUGAAACUCGGCGUGGGUGGGGGAGCGGUGGUUGGUGUCGAGUGACGUGCGGCUCUCGCUCGUGCGACCCCCCCAAGCCUACAGAGGAGCCGAAGUGGUCGAUCGGUUCGGGGAGGUUCAUAAUGGGCAUUGAGCUAGUGCACCGCUGUUAUAACCCUGGGUUGGGUUUGAGUCCGGGUAUCGAACACCCGUGGUCAAACCGGGUUCUCGGGUGCAGCGAGUUGAUGCUCACAGCCCAGGUCACCAAUGACUGCACCCAAAAAACACCCCAUUAAAUAUGCUUAGUCACUUAAUGCGGCAUGUUCCAGCUACGAUAAUGUCACGCGACAAACACAGUGCAGGGUAUGCUAAAUGUGCGAGCUUAUUGUGGCUAGAGAGGAAUUCACUCGGGAUGUAGUUCUUUGAUAUCUUCGGAGGCAAUUCUCCAACGCAAGGCGAUGAUUGCACUGCUAGUUGCGAAGAGUCUCUUGAGUGUAAUACCGAGAGCACUGUUGGGAGCCCUGUUCACUCCCGAGACGGCUGUUUACCCUCCGUUAGAAUCGCUGUGCCGCACUUGGGACAAAUGUCAGGUGCAGUUCAAUAGCGCCCCUCGUCACCCUGUGUGUUUGUGGUUACGCUAUUGCUGUGCACAAUUGAGCGAACGGAAAUGUGGUUGAAAAAGCUGUGCGCGGGCGAGUGCAAUGUCAGUGACUCAUGGCCAUCCGAUCAUUAAAUCGCGUUUUGGUUCGCUGCACAGAAUGGACAAGUGAAGGCCAUGAGGUCAUCGCAGCCAGUGCCGGUUGCUAUCGCACCACGCCAUCGCUUCCUUCUGCUAGCUUCCCUUUUGCCGUUGCAAAGUUUGACACCUAACCUUCUGGGUCUGCUCUUACGGUCUCAUCGUCUUCCCCUUGAUCACCGACCGCUGGGUGCCACUCUCAACCGCUCGUCUCGGCAACUUGCCCUCUAUCCUACACACGCGUCCCAGCAAUCGCAACCUCUUAAUUUAUUAUGCCGAACGAUGUUUUCUCACCCGUGUCCUAUUCCCAUUGUCCUUGUUGCUUACACUAUCCUCUUGCUAUGCACGUGCCUUGUCCAUCACAAACUCCUCUUCCUCAUCACAUCGACAUGGCUUGCUUGCCACGUUCUCUUGCUCGUCACAUUGCGUGCCUCCUAUUGCAUGCCACCUGCUAUUGCUUGCCAACUUCUAUUGCAUGCCAUCUAUUGCUUGCCACCUAUAGCUUGCCAACUUAUAUUGCUUGUCGCCUAUUGCUUGCCACGUUCUACCACGAGCCUCUCGAGUUGCUUUCCUCACCCUGCCCUUUGGUGGCUGUUUCAUUACGCUGCCGUGUGUAGAAGGAAGCUGUAUGGAAUAAAAAAAACGAGG
Petromyzon marinus (sea lamprey) is the source of this 3849-nucleotide messenger RNA. The record is from RefSeq and is a predicted model, not a curated record. NCBI's taxonomy places the organism in Eukaryota, Metazoa, Chordata, Hyperoartia, Petromyzontiformes, Petromyzontidae.